AUGUGCAUGUCCAAGGAAGGCGCGUUCUAUCCAGAAUUUCUGUCGACGCGCUAUAUUCCCGCUUUGAUUCGCUGCACCGCCCCUCGAUCGCACUACUCGACCACACAUGACAACCCAGGGAGAGUCAAGGAAAAGGGAAAGGAGAAGGGGGAGGGGGAGGAGGCAGUAGGGAAAGGCAAGGAGCGAGCGAAGAGAAGGGGGAAGCAGAAAGAAAGUAACCAGGUUUGGAAUAACGCUGAGAUCCCACAGUCAGAGUCUCAGCGCAGGACUGUAUAUGCCCUCUCGACCCCUCUUGGAAAAGCAGGUGUCGCAGUGGUCAGAAUAUCUGGCCCAGAUGCCCUACAAGCUUGGAGCGGAAUGACGCGACCUGCGACGAGGAGGGCAGACCCUACCUCCGAUCGUCAACGCGAACCAACGCCUUGGAGGAUGGAGCGUCGUGACAUCGUGCACCCCACUACUAAAGACAAGCUCGACGAUGGCCUUGUCGUCUUUUUCAAAGCCCCGAGUUCAUUCACCACAGAAGACGUCCUCGAGCUUCACAUCCACUCCGGACGCGCCGUCAUAUCGUCCGUUCUCUCUGCCCUCGCCCACAUCCCAGGCUGUCGCCCCGCAGAGCCAGGAGAGUUCACAAGGCGCGCAUUUGAAGGUGGGCGUUUAGAUCUCACCCAGGUCGAAGGACUCAAAGACCUCAUCAACGCCGAGACGGAGCUCCAGCGCCGCAUGGCCCUCCAAAACGCAGGCGGAGCAGCGAAACAGGAGUUCGACGAGCUGAGGAGCGACAUCUUGGAGUGUCUCGUGUUGCUCGAGGCUAUCGUCGAUUUCUCGGAAGAGUUUCAUGAGGGCGACGAGGAGAAGCUCUUUCAGGAUACACAAGAGCUGGCACGAGGGCUAUGUGACAGAAUCAGCGAUCACCUCAACAACCCCCGCGGCGAGAUCCUCCGUUCUGGCAUCCGACUCGCCAUAUUCGGCCCUCCCAACGUAGGCAAGAGCAGUUUGCUCAACUAUCUAGCGAAGAGGGAAGCGUCGAUAGUGACAGACGUCCCUGGGACGACGCGCGACGUCGUCGAGCUCUCCCUUGAUCUCGGUGGACUUCCCGUCAUCGUCGCGGACACAGCAGGCCUGCGCAAAGCCGAUGACCUGGUUGAAAAUAUCGGGAUAGGACGCGCUCAGGACACCGUGAAAGGCUCCAACAUCUCCCUCUGUGUGCUCUCCCUCCCAGACGCCCUCGUCCAAACUCCAGAAGGGCCACGCAUCCAGAUACCCCCCUCCGUCGCCCCCCUCAUCACGCCCUCAACCUACUUCCUGCUCAACAAAAUGGACAUGGUCAAAUCUCCUCCUGAUAUGUCUGGGGUGCAGGCUGCGGUGGAGGGGACUAGGGUGGUGGGUGGCAAUAGCGGCGAGGAUGGGGAGGGGAAGGGAGAGGAGGUGGGGGCGCUGGGGAAUAGGGCGUGGGCGGUGAGUCUGCGGACGGGGGAUGGGAUGGGGACGUUUUUGGAGGGGUUUACGGAGGUUUUGCGGGAAAGGUACGAUUUCUCACAAGACCAGGACGGCUCGACAGUCCCGCUCAUCACGCACGCACGCCAUCGACACCAUCUCCAGACUGCCAUCGACCACUUGCACGCGUUCACAUCUUUCCUACACCCCUCUACUCCUCGAACAGCCGAGAGCAAAUAUGUCGAUAUCGCGGCUGAGGAGGUCCGUCAAGCGGCCAAGGCGAUCGGGAAAGUGACGGGUGCGAUUGAUAAUGAGGAUGUUCUGGACCAGCUUUUCCGUGAUUUUUGUAUAGGGAAAUGA
Molecule: messenger RNA, 1794 nt
Organism: Serpula lacrymans var. lacrymans S7.9
Lineage: Eukaryota; Fungi; Basidiomycota; Agaricomycetes; Boletales; Serpulaceae
Exons: 9
Coding region: 1-1794 (597 amino acids)
Biological process (GO): tRNA wobble uridine modification; tRNA methylation
Cellular component (GO): mitochondrion; cytoplasm
Molecular function (GO): GTP binding; GTPase activity; protein binding
Source: RefSeq, a predicted model, not a curated record